CUGCGCAGGGCGGUCUAGGUCAGCUGAUCUCAGUGCUCGGUAGCUCAGUUGGAAGCUGAUCGGUGAGCUGCUGUGAGGAUGGUGUCUCUGCUGUGCUGCGGGCCCAAGCUGGCCGCCUGCGGGAUCGUACUCAGUGUGUGGGGAGUCAUCAUGCUGGUACUCCUGGGAAUCUUUUUCAAUGUCCACUCUGCUGUCCUGAUUGAAGACGUCCCCUUCGUAGAAGACGACCUGUUUACUGAUCCUAAACCUCCCACCAAGCUGUAUGGUCUCUAUGAGCAAGUUUCCUAUAACUGUUUCAUCGCAGCUGCACUCUAUGUCAUCCUUGGAGGCUUCUCUUUCUGCCAGGUUAGGCUUAACAAGAGGAAAGAAUACAUGGUACGCUGAGCAGUCUGAGAUGAAGUCUUACCCUAACUGGAAUCCCCACUCCCACCCACCAUGAAACCAGCAUCCCCAGACAGUGGACUGUGACACAGAUACUGUAAUAAAGAGGGUUUAUCUUAAGCUGAGGCUACCACACACAGAAACUGUCCAACUGUUCCAAGAAUAAAUAUGUGGUACGUGUAGGCAGGAGUUCUUUCCUCUGAUUACUGUUCCCAGAUAAGGCUUUCACGGCCAGUAAUGGCCUCCUAUACAAUCCAAAAAGGAAAUAAAUCCUCUCGAAUUACCAAGUGUCACCCUGAGACGACAUUCAGCUCUACCCCACCUGAAUCCGGUUUACAUUUUAUAAAGAAGCCAAAUGGAAGAUGCUAAGCUCUAGAACAAAUACAUAAGACACAGUCACAAGUAAUUAAAGUUAUUUUCCUUGCAGACAAUUCCCUUUAAAAAAAAAAAAGAACAAACUCAUUGUGGCCAUUCCAAAAGAUUUUUUCUCUUCAAAAAACACCAAUCGGUUUUACUGCAAAAUAGUUGAUGUGGUGUGUACGAUACGAAGUCGCCAGAUGUGUUUAAUGACCGUUACAUCUUGGGAAGGCCUCUAUGUUUUAUGAGAGGUUGACCAGGAUGCAGUUCAGAGUCUUCAUAAACAUUAGUGGCGAUGUCCCAAACUAUAAAAUGAAUAUCUGAUAUUAAGGAAGUGGUACACUGAUGGCAGGUACCUUCAGGUGGUAGGUCUGAAACUUAGGGUUUAGCAACUUUAAGAAAAUAUAGAUCUGUGCUUUAGAUCAGUGUUUUGGUAUCAGAUUUUUCUGGGACCCACCAACAGCUUGAGUUUUGGAGAUAUGCCUUCUGUGUUAUAGGUGUAACAAUGAAAAUGGCUUGUAAUAGGCAUAUCUUGAAAAUCUGCCCUGUUAGGGAGUCCCAAGGAAAGGUUUUAGGAAUGGUGCUCUACAGGGCAUCUUCAUUGGAUUCAUUAGAAACUCACCAAAAUAUAUCUAUGUAUUCCUUAUUUAAAAUGUUAUGUGCCGCCUCUAAAAUACAUAAUGUAGAUGGCUAACAGAUAAAUUGCCACUGGGACCAUCCUGUCUAUUGCUGCUAACCUUUCCUCACAGCUUCCACGUCCAGACUGUCCGUUUUUGUCUCUGCCAGUAGUGACUAGAUCCUUCUGUAUUGUCUAAUGCUGGGACCUAAUCGUAUUUAUGAUGUGAUUAAAGUAAAAUAUUGUGUGACCUCUAA
Pelobates fuscus (common spadefoot toad) is the source of this 1611-nucleotide messenger RNA. RefSeq names its product ribonuclease K (gene RNASEK). Gene Ontology annotation, molecular function: RNA endonuclease activity. Gene Ontology annotation, biological process: nucleic acid metabolic process. The transcript has 3 exons. Lineage: Eukaryota; Metazoa; Chordata; Amphibia; Anura; Pelobatidae. The record is from RefSeq and is a predicted model, not a curated record. Bases 79 to 384 code for a protein of 101 amino acids.